AUGUCUGAAUCCAUCACAAUAGAUCAGUUUCACACCAGAUCAUUGGCAAAGGAGUUUAUGGAACAGGCAAGGCCUGACAGAGCAAUGGUGUGCUGGUACUCGAUAUUUGUCGUAAAAUGUUACAUAGACAAGCUUGAAGAAACCAAUGACGGAACAUGUCAUCCAAAGGAUGACGAAAGAAAUUCUUUAUAA
Molecule: messenger RNA, 192 nt
Organism: Phycomyces blakesleeanus NRRL 1555(-)
Lineage: Eukaryota; Fungi; Mucoromycota; Mucoromycetes; Mucorales; Phycomycetaceae
Exons: 2
Coding region: 1-192 (63 amino acids)
Source: RefSeq, a predicted model, not a curated record